GAAUUAUACUUAUAUUCUGGCAAUAUGACAAACAAUAGUAUGGGUACUUGUCCUCUAGGAGGUCUUGUGAGUAUAGUUUUUUCUCUGCUUUUAAACCACCCUGAUCGAAUCUCUCCAGAGUAUUCAUCCCAUGCAUGUCCUUCAAUUAUCUUACAAACUAUUACUGACCAAAUGUUUUGAUAGUGGUAUACCUGCACAGCUCAAACACCAACCUUCUUCGGAUGUUGUACAAGCAACCCAUGCAACAAUAAAGGAUGCCCAGAAAGCGAUCUUCGAGCAGCUGGACUCGGACACGGAGAAACUGGAGAUGAAGGAUCAAUGAAUCUUGGCUCAUAUUGGCCAAAUGUGUAUUGUUCUUCUGGAAUCUGGUGGAUAUGUUCAAGUAAAAAUCCAUCGUUUCAAGGGUGUUGUGAUAUCGAUCCAUGUUCGAGCAACGCUACCAAUUGUCCUCAAUCUCAUCUAUAUCCUGCGGCAUUUAGGUCGGUGACUACUGCUUCGAACGUUGCUGGCUCACGGAGCACUACUUUCCAGACUGGUAUCCUUCCAACGGCAACUUUUCCAAUCCCAACGAUCUCUGUGACGACCCAUCCUGGAGCAUCUACAAUUGAUCAAUUUUUAUCAUUAGAAUAUUCGAAAUUCUCAAAGACAGCAUCAUGGAAUAAUACAGGGUACUUGACCCAGUCGUCUUUGAACUAUUCAAACUCUGGAACUGAAUCUACAACGCCCUCAAUCUUCUAUCUCACCGCAUCCAAUAUUCCAAGUUUUACCCAAAUUGCGCCGUCAGGCACAAUAUUGACCAAUUUCAGUGAUUCCAACAAUGACAGCAGUUCCAUAUCAACUAAUCCGAAUAUUGCGACCGUAACCUCAAUAUCGACAUUCACCGCUGUCCGAAUAUCGGUGUAUACAGUACCUUACAGCUCAUCAGAAUCUGCUUACCCCUCUGAUUCACUACCUUUACUCACAACCACAUCAGCUCCCGUUGCCAACUCUCCUGGUUCCUCGUCCAUAACCUCCCCUCUCUACGUAGCUAGUUCUGCAUCCCCAUCUCCUACCCCUAGUACCGCCCCCUCUUCCAGUACCACAGCCGACACGAAACUCAUCGCAUGGGGCGCUACUGGCGGAGUCGCAUUUAUUUUGGUCUUCGCACUCGUAUCUUGGCUUAUACGUAGUCGAAAUCGAGCCAAAAAGAACAACAACAAACCAAUCAUAGCUUCCUUAUCUACUCGACUACCAUGGAAAAAGACAUCGAGAGAAAUCCGGGGGAUUUCUCUCUCCAGUUAUCCUUUCAAAGGAAUGGCGCCAUCUACAUCGAACAGCAGUGAAGAAGCGUCAAAUGAGACAUGGUCUGCCAGUUUGAAAGAUUAUCAGAAUAUGGGACUUAUGGAUGGAUCGAAGAUAGGUAUGGAUAAUAAUUCAGAGCCCCGUAACCAAAAGCCAGCACACCUCUCUGGAUACGAAUCGCAUUAUUCACGACCAUUCCAAUCAAAGGAUUUACCUGAAAAUCAAAAUUCAACAUCUCUUGGGGGAGGAUUGGAUAGAAAUUCUUUUGCUCGAAGAAUGGUGCAGGGAGGUUGGGAUGCAGUCGAUCUGCAAAGUGGAUAUGCACCGCGAGAUACUGGAAAUGGAUGGCAUGGUGAGCACGAUAUGAGGCGUUGAUGUCGAUUUGGGGAGGAAAUCAUUUAUUCGGUGGUAUAAUUAUUCUUUUGACGCAGCUGGCCGUGUUUUACGUAUUCAUACUGGGAAUUUACUUAUCCAUUUGAUUCUCA
Messenger RNA from Botrytis cinerea B05.10, 1766 nucleotides. RefSeq lists its product as hypothetical. NCBI's taxonomy places the organism in Eukaryota, Fungi, Ascomycota, Leotiomycetes, Helotiales, Sclerotiniaceae. The record is from RefSeq and is a predicted model, not a curated record. The transcript is spliced from 3 exons. The coding region runs from base 319 to 1656 and encodes 445 amino acids.